GCUUUCAUUCGGAGAUGGUGCUGGCUAUUUUGAGCACACGUUCACGCCUUUGCCAUGCUCGUGUGUAGGUGGGCGGGCCCACGUGUGUGUUGUGUCGUCUUCGGUGUCAGUAUUUAAAGAGCAAAGACAAAUUUCCUCUCUACAGUUCCUCUGCCAUCAUGGAUCUGAAAGUUGUUUGCGUGAUUGUCUGCCUGUGUGCUCUGGCCAUCAUCCCCACUGAAGGCAUCCCAAAAUGCUGCAUCUCAACAAGGCCGAAUAUCCCAAAUAAGUUGCUGCGUAAUAUUCGGCACUGGUAUGUGCAGGAAGCCAACGGCAUCUGUGACAUCCGUGCUCUCGUAGGGUACAUUCCUGGCCGGGAGAAACCCAUAUGUAUUCAUGAGAAGUACAUAUCACACAUGUGGAAACUGAGGAAAACGAAGUAUAAAGCGUAUUGAGAAGUCCAGUAUCUCACCUCCAGUAAUCUCUUUGCUUUAAUCCAAUGCAAUAUGUCCUGACUCCGAGGAGCAGCAACUCUUACUCUGGAAGAGGUGGAAAGAAACAUUGCAUUACACGCUCGAGUGCAUGUUAUGAGAACUUGUAUUUUACUUUUCCAUUUCCACUUAAUGCUACCUUAUAGUUAGCAUCUCAGAGUGAAACACUGUGGUAUCUACACACAUUUAUUAAAAAAAAAGAUGUAAUAAUUUUACAUGUAGAACUUGUACAUUUUAUGAGGUUUUGUGCAUUGUUAUGGAUAAAACUACAUGCAUCAGCUCUUCCUCAGCUGUCUGGAACAUUAAAGCACUGCUUUGAAUCAAUGAUUCCUUUUAUAUUACUACAUUUUGAGUUUUGUAUGUAACGGACCAUUGGAGUUAAUUAUGUAAAUUAUAAUUAUGUUUUUUUACUGUUGCAUUUUUACAACCAGAAUUAAAAAGUCUUGAAAGUG
Messenger RNA from Mugil cephalus (flathead mullet), 922 nucleotides. RefSeq names its product chemokine (C-C motif) ligand 27a (gene ccl27a). Gene Ontology annotation, biological process: immune response. Gene Ontology annotation, molecular function: chemokine activity. Bases 159 to 434 code for a protein of 91 amino acids. Gene Ontology annotation, cellular component: extracellular region. The transcript is spliced from 3 exons. The record is from RefSeq and is a predicted model, not a curated record. NCBI's taxonomy places the organism in Eukaryota, Metazoa, Chordata, Actinopteri, Mugiliformes, Mugilidae.